AUGGCCUUCCGGAUGAGCCGCUUUGUACCCGGGCCUGCCCGCUUUGUACCCAGGCCUUCACGCCUCACACCGCGGCGUCUUUUGUUCAUCACAUCUGCGGGCGUACUUUUCUGGUUCUUGUUCUUUAGCUUGACCCCAAUUACCUCGCCGCUUCCGCCUUAUACCGGACCCCAUGAGGUUGGCAUACUGGAUGUUGAGACAGAGGUCCAAAAGAGAACCAUCCAUGACGCGAUACUGAAAGCGACUGGGGAGAAGGCUUUCCAACUGGAUACGCUGGCCAUCACCUUAUAUUACCCAUCCUCUCUGCCUCUAGCGUCGCCUAGCCAGCGACCAUGGGCACGACCGUGGCUUCCUCAACCUGUCUCGCUUAUUGGCGAAGGCUAUGCUCGUCUUGCCGGAGUGUCGAAAUUAUCUUCGGUCUUCACCUUCGGUCUCUGGCUCCUUGGUUCAAGCACAGUCAUUCCAGGUGUCGUUGAUGCACCAAUCCUUUCCAGUGCUGAGCAAAUUCUGGGCGAAGAUGGUAGUGGUGCAGGCGAAUUUGGAAAGAUCAUGAGCGCAGCAGAGCAAGAACAUAAAGAGUUAAAACGAGGCGACGGUCUUGGAAGUUUGCCCUGCGUUGUCUUUACGCAUGGCAUGGCAGGAAUGAGUCAGAGUUAUGCACACUACCUGGGAAGCAUUGCAAGCCACGGCUACGUAGUCGCUGCCGUCGAACACCGUGACGGUAGCGGACCCGGUACCAUCGUCCACCAUCCUGAUGGUACGGAGCGAAAAGUCUGGCACAUGAAGCUCAAGGACCUAGAAGCCGAUCCGCCGAUGACCGACCUCGACCUCAAGGCCGCACAGCUCAACUUCCGUGAAGCUGAGAUCAGCGAAACCAUCAAACUCUUUGCGCAACUCAAUGCAGGUGACGCACCGGUCGUGAACCUCAAGCCCGACUCACCGCGGAAUGCUUUGCCUGGUUUCAAGAACCGCCUCAACCUGUCAGCAGUCACAGUCGGAGGUCACUCAUACGGCGCGACGGGGGCUAUGCAAGCACUGAAAUCUGCUGGCUCAAAGACAAUGCCUAUCAAUGGUGGUAUUGCCUUAGACCCCGGCAAGGGAUCUGGACCCCUGAACAAGGACAUCGACGUACCGAUACUGGUCAUGCAGAGCGGAGAAUGGACAGAAAAGCAGACGGCUUUCUACGACGAAGGAUGGCACUUUGAGGCCGUGAAGAAUAUCAUCGAUAACGUUAAGGAGGGGUGGUUCAUGACCUUGUUGGGUACCGCUCACCCCUCUUGUACCGAUGCGCCUCUUAUCGUUCCUUGGAUCAUGAAGAUGGUCACCGGUACGACGCUAAGUAGCAAGGUUGCUCUCAAGGAGUACAUCGACGCCUCGGUCGCCUUCUUAGAAUACCUGCGGACGGGCGAGAAGAAGGGGGUUUUGGAGAGUGGUGUCACGAACGCUGGAGGGCCUUUCACACACGAUAAACCACAUGGUAAAGUCCAGGGCCCGGACGGCGCUGACUGGGAGGUUCACACUGUUCCGAAGUCGGAGUAG
Alternaria incomplexa is the source of this 1539-nucleotide messenger RNA. RefSeq lists its product as uncharacterized. The transcript has a single exon. NCBI's taxonomy places the organism in Eukaryota, Fungi, Ascomycota, Dothideomycetes, Pleosporales, Pleosporaceae. Bases 1 to 1539 code for a protein of 512 amino acids. Gene Ontology annotation, molecular function: 1-alkyl-2-acetylglycerophosphocholine esterase activity. The record is from RefSeq and is a predicted model, not a curated record.